Messenger RNA from Spinacia oleracea (spinach), 2454 nucleotides. RefSeq lists its product as uncharacterized. The coding region runs from base 1 to 2454 and encodes 817 amino acids. Lineage: Eukaryota; Viridiplantae; Streptophyta; Magnoliopsida; Caryophyllales; Amaranthaceae. The transcript has 8 exons. The record is from RefSeq and is a predicted model, not a curated record.
AUGUUCUUCUCCAACAGAGAAAACAGUACCACAUCAAAAAGAACAGCAGCAAAAGCAAACCUACCUGCUGAAAGAAAAACAAAAAGGAAAAUAACUGAUGAAGAAUAUGAAGUGAAGGAAGAAAAUAUAGAAAAAGCUUUAAUUGUGGAACGGGAGGUUUCCCCUUUGGCGAUGAUUACCAAAGAAGUUCCUGCAAAAAAGAAACCAAAGAAAUCAAUUGCUGUUUACAAGGAAAAAGUAGCAGAAGAAGAGGAAGAAAAAACUGGAGUUAGAGGAGGACAUGGAAAAUUCAUCAGUUUCAUUUCCAUGAUGAAUGAACAGAAGAAGGAGGCCGUUCGGAAUAUCGGUCUAGGAGCAUUGCUAGAUUUCCAGCUACCUACUUCAUCCCAACAAUUUGUUACAUGGCUAUGUAACAACUUUGAGGAAAACAGCCAAUAUCUUUAUCUGCCGAAGAAUGAGAAAAUCCUGAUAGAAUUUGAGGACGUGAAAAAGAUAUAUGGCCUUCCUAGCGGUGAAGUAGACAUAGUUGAGGCAAAGUCUGACAAGGCUAGUGAAGAGUUUUCUGCAUUCAUGGCAAGUUGGAAAAAGAUCUUUGGGAAUAAGGUCCCAUCAGUUCAGAAAAUUUUAAAGUACUACAGUCAAGAAGACCAAAUUGAGGCUGGACCGGAUGCAAAUUUCAUUACAAGCUUCUUGGUGGUCACUGUCAACACGUUGAUCAAGAGCACGUUGUCAAACCAAGCAUACUUCAAAUUUUUGUUCUCAAUGAUGAAUCAUGAGCAGAUCCGGAACUUGAAUUGGUGCAAGUAUGUGUGGGAGGCACUGCUCUCAACUACUGCACAGUAUAAGAAAAACCUGAAACAAAAGGACAAAGCAACAUUUUUCACAGGACUAUUGCCGUUAUUGACGAUUUUCUAUUUUGACAGAGUUCAAAGAAUGAACUUUUUUCCUCCAAGACGAAUUCCACUUGUGUCCUGCUGGACAAAGGAAAUAGGACACAAACGGAAUAAAUUGGAGGAAAGUGGCUUUGGAUUGGGGAAGGUGUUACCCAAAAUCAAUAUUGAAGAAAAACAAACUCGCAAGGAGUUUAUGGAUGAGUUUGUCGGUAUAAUUCAAGCUGUUGGUGACAAUUUGUCAAAGCUUUCUGAUUCACUGAAGAAGGCGCAAGAAUUCUUCCCAGGAAAUGAGUUGGUAUCUAAAGUGGAAGAGUUCUUGUCAAAAAUGGCAAAAGAACCAUCAUUAAGCCAAGAUGAGUGGUCUGAUGACUUCAUUAAGGCUCUGUUGGAAAAAGAAAAAGAGUUGUUGGAUGCAAUUGAGCUGGAGAAAAACAAAGCAAAAAAGGAUAAGCAGAGAUAUGAGUAUAAUAUCAAGAAUGCAUUCGACUUGGGACUUUCACCAUCACCGAUAAUAGAUGAUGACAAGUUGAAACGUGAGAAAGCUGGUACAUCCACCUCUACGCCAAGUUUGUCACUUGAAGAAAUAGAUGAAUCUUUGGCUUCUGCUAUGCUGAAUCUAAAACAAAGAAGAGAGGAAGAGAAAAAAGAAAAUGAAAUUGCAAAAGCUAAGAAAAUGAUGCAAGCAGAAUCAGAAGUGAGUGAACCAACUUCAGAAAAACCAAAAACAACAGUGGAGGAGAUUGUUGUACAAGAAGAGAAGAUUGUGAGCUCGGAUGAAGCUACAGUGGAGCCUGAGUUGCAUGUAUCAGAAAUGAUGCCUGUAACUAAUGUAAUUGAAGAGGAGCCUGCACCAGAAGUGAGAAAUGAAGAGGAUUCUGCACCACAAGUGAUUGAGAAGAAGGUUACACCAGAUGGGGUCGAGGAGCAGCCUGCAAAAAAUAAGACAAAUGAAAGUGCUGAACCACAAGUGCUUGAGAACACGGUUGCACAACAAAUGGUUGAGGAGCCAGCAGAACCUCAUACUCCUACACAGUCGCAGGUGCAACAACCAGUGGAAGCUGAACUAUCUGUUGGUGCAGAACAAUCUUCUCUUCCUUCACCAAAAACUCCAUUGAAUGAAGUCUCAAUAUCAACAUUAAUUUCAAGCACAAAAACAGAUUUGAAAUUGGACGAAAUUUUUGAAGACAAAGGAGAAAAAGAAGAUGAAGGAGAAGGAAAUGAGAAAGGUGACAAAGGAAAAAGACCUCAAAGGAUUCACAAACUACCGGCUGCCUUCUCUUCUCCAUAUUUGGUCAAGUAUCGAGACUUGUUCAAAAAUCUGGACACAAUGCAUCAAAGCCUAGCAGAUUAUGUCUUAAGUGGUCAGGACAACAGUGAGGUUCUUUAUUUUGAUGGAUACAACUACAUCAAUAGAGAGGACAUGAAAACACUGGUUGAUGAAGCGGAAGUGGUUGACUGUGUGAUUGAUUCAUGGUCAAAGUAUCUAAAUGCAAAGGGCCAUAAAGAUAAACUCUUCCUUUCAACAGUUCCAUAUGUAAGUAUAAUAAUUGAUGUUAUUUAA